GUGGUAAAGGUCGAGUCAAACCCCACAGACGCUCAGGACACUGUGUGUGACAGUAAUCACACCUUGAAUCAGGAUGAAUCUACUGAUCAAACCUCCACAGAGUCUCUGGAUUCUGUCUGUAACGCUGGAGAACAGCAGAUCCUGAACACCAGACCACUCAACAUGUGUUCUGUCACACUGAUGGACUGCAGGAAACUGAUGGAGAUGAAGACUGAACUCACAGUAAAGGAAGAACAGACUGAUGAAGAUCAAGCUUUGUUUUCUUCACCUAAAAUGAUGAACAGCGGGAACAUGGGGGAGAUAAAAACUGAACCCAAGCCUGAAGAGGAAGAACAGACUGAUGCAGAUUUUGUUCCUUCAGAUGAGAGCGGUGAUUCAUGUGGUGAUGGAGAAACGGCCUCUACAUCAAAACAGCGACUGACAGCACAAACUCUUUCCUGCAUCACCUGUGGAAAGACAUUCAGUUCACAGAGACGUUUAGAGACACAUGAGAGAAAACACACAGAACAGAAACUCUUCACCUGCAGGAGAUGUGACAUCAGCUUUCCUACCUUACAAGAGAAGAAACUUCAUUCACAAGAGCACAGAGACAAGAAACACUUUGACUGUCAGCAGUGUGGGAAGAAUUGUGUCUCCUCUUUUAGUCUGAUACGUCACAUGAGGAUUCACACUGGAGAAAAACCUUUCCACUGCAGUGAAUGUGACAAAUAUUUCAGCACCAAAGGAACUCUUGUUGCUCAUCAGAGAAUUCAUACAGGGGAAAAACCACACAAAUGUCCUCAGUGUGAGAUUAGAUUCGGCCGUAGAAUUAAUCUGAAGAGACACAUGUGUGUCCACACCAAUGAGAGACCAUAUCAGUGCAGUGAAUGUGGAAAAACCUUCAAGCAGUUAAAUUAUCUACAGGACCACAGAAGAACUCACUCUCUGGAGAAACUCUAUCAGUGUUCACACUGUGAUAAACACUUCUGUCAGAAAGCUCAUCUGAUCACUCAUGAGAGAAUUCACACUGGAGAGAAACCUUACCACUGCAGUGUUUGUGAGAAGAGAUUCACUCAAUAUACUACCCUACAAAUGCAUAAUAGAACUCACACAGGUGAAAGACCCUUCAAAUGUUCUCAGUGUGACAAGACGUUUGCUCAAUCAGGUGUCUUGAGAACCCAUGAGAGAGUUCACACUGGAGAGAAACCUUAUCAAUGCUCCAUCUGUGGAGAGAGAUUCACUUAUUUAGGAAUUUUUAAUUCUCAUCAGAAGAAACAUGCUGAAGAACAAACUGCACUGGAAUCAUCAUAACGUCUCAAUCUGUUAAAAGUCUGAGUGCUCGCUGCCAAUGCUGGGGACAAUAUCACUUUAAAAUGGACAGUUGAAACUGAAAUCAACAUUCUGUCAUCAGUUAUUCUCCUCAUGUGUUCGUAAAACCUGUAUGUGAACAAAACAGAAGAUAUUUGGAGAAAUGUCUCAGUCGUUUUGUGUUUAUUAGGUGGAAGUCAAUGGAGUUCAGUGUUGUAUGUAGGGGUGUAGUGACGCAUCAAUGCCACGGUUCGGUUCACACGACUGUUUUGGUUUCGGUUCGAUGUGUGUGCAGGGUUCAUGGCACAAGCAAUGCUACAUAAAGCCAAAAUCGUUUUAUCUAAAUAAUAACAACAACAACUUAACUUGUUUACUUGAACUUUAUUGACUAAGUUUUAUAUAUUUUUUAGAGCAGUAAGCCUCAGUAAAAAAAAUGAAGUAAAUAACUCUUAAUGUAAACCUAAACUUGACAGAGCUGGGCUCUACACUAACUCUUGAGAGAGGUGGCACUGCUGCUAUUCAUGGCACCAGCCUUUCAUUUAAGAGCAUCAGAUUUGUGGGGUGAGGUAAGAAAAAGGAAUCAAUAAAACUUUAUUGAAAUGUAUUUAAUACAUUAAUAAAUCAAUUGGUUAUUAAUACCAAUUAUUGUUUAUGAUUGAAUUAUUUUAUUGUAUAUGUAAACUCUCUUUCACACUUUUCCAUAUUUAAAGCACAUAUUUCUUAAAGCUACUUUCUUCCUUUUUUUGUUGUGAACAGCUCCUAUGAGAGAACACAAUUCCUUUAGUGAGUGUUUUCAAGUGCCAUGUGCUUUGAUGAACAUUAUAAACAGAUAUCUUUAUUAUGCUGCUUACCCUUUUAGAGCUCGCGCAAUAAACUUGAAGUGAAAUGCUUUUAACUUCGCAAGGAAACGUAUCGCGCAGCU
This is a messenger RNA of Triplophysa dalaica, 2209 nucleotides long. RefSeq names its product zinc finger protein 239-like. Gene Ontology annotation, biological process: regulation of transcription by RNA polymerase II. Gene Ontology annotation, cellular component: nucleus. The transcript has 2 exons. Gene Ontology annotation, molecular function: DNA-binding transcription factor activity, RNA polymerase II-specific; RNA polymerase II cis-regulatory region sequence-specific DNA binding. NCBI's taxonomy places the organism in Eukaryota, Metazoa, Chordata, Actinopteri, Cypriniformes, Nemacheilidae. Bases 163 to 1290 code for a protein of 375 amino acids. The record is from RefSeq and is a predicted model, not a curated record.